AAGAAGUAAUUACAAGUAACAGCAAGCCUUGACCCAGACCUGUCCUGACUUAUUAAACUGUCAAGUCAUUUGCCCAGACAGUGUCAAGUGUGGAUGACUUUGGAUAUAUGGUCUAGGAUGCCAAAUAAAACGACAAGUUUUUCGCCUUUCUAAGAAAAACAACAGACAAGUUAACUGGUUGAUGGCCAAAGGUUUUCCCAACAUAUUAAAUCCCUUCAGAGAUCCAGUGUGUUUAUAAGGCGUGUAAAAUUUCUAGUUUAAAAGUUUAGUUGUUUUUUGUGUGUUAAAAUUUUAGACGACUAUUCAUCGGUGUCCAAAGCAUUUAACAAACCUGUAUUACAAAUCGAUAUCAAUCAAUACGCAGAAAUUGCAACUCGCGAGAUAUCCAACACAUCCAUUCCCCCACAAGCGAGGUAGCUCCGGCAUCAACUGUACUAUUCUCGAGAUAUCUAAUACGUCAAACAGUAAAUCUAUAGAGAUCCAACACGCUAUAUCGAGAUAUCUAACAAGUCAUCAGUUCAAUUCUUUCGAGAUCCAUCACCUCAACUGUAGGAUUCUCGAGAUCUUUAACGUCAUCAGAUCAAUUCUCGAGAUAUCUAACACACCAAAAAGGUUAAAUUCUUUAUAGAUCUAACACAUCAACUACCAUUCUCGAGAUAUCUAACUCGUCAACAAUUCGAUUCUCGAGAUUCCUAACACAUCACCAAUUCGAUUCUCGAGUUAUCCAACAAAUCUACGGUUCUCGAGAUCUCCAAACCAUCCUACCCUAACUCACCGUGAAGCAAAUCUCCACACCCAGCAUGACCUCAGCGUGCUGUGAAUUAAGUGCCCAACACACCAUCCUAAAACACAGGUAGAUGGACACCACUUCCAGCAGAACAGCAUCGCACUUUUAGCAGAAGCAGGACACCAGCCACCAUGCCGUCAACAUCCCCAGCCAGCGAGCUGUCGCCCAACACCAUCCGGGUCAAGCUGACCAAACAGAGAUAUGGAGGCCUGGGGUUUCUGGUCAAGCAACGGACGCUCAAGCCUUAUGUGUUGGUGGCGAGCAUUGUUAAAGGGGGCGUGGCGGAGGAGAGUGGACUCGUUCAGAUAGGGGACAUAAUCCUGAGGAUCAACGACAUUGAUUUGACGGACAUGAGUUACCCUAGCGCGGUGGAGGUUCUAAAAGCUGUACCCAUCGACACCCCCGUGGUACUCUUGCUGCGAGGGCCCGAGGGCUACACGACUUUCUUACAGACCACCUUCCAAGAGAACGGUCUCCCCCGGACUGUCCGGAUCACCAAGCCCAUCUACGAGUCCAUCAUGGGACGGCUGAAAAAAACUUUCUCCGGACCGUCCGGUCAAAUCUCUCCGGUCAAGGGGCUGAAGCGCCUCUGUAACGGCGAGCUGGACGGUAAAGGCAAGCAGAUGGACGGGGACACGGACAACGACGCUGAUUCCACCGGCGGUGGAGCGGUGGAUGGCGGUGGAGCGGUGGACGGGGAGUACAGCAACAUCGUGUCGGUGGAGGAGAUGGACCCGGGGAAGGUCAGACACGGCAACGGUAGGGCGGGGCUGGAAAAACAGGAAAACGUCGACGCCAUGAAGAAAUUCUACCCGGGCGGGGAGGCGUCGAAAUUUUUAUUCAAAAACGAAGGCAGGGUGGAGUCCGAAGAAGAGACGGUCUUGGAUAACGGCGCCAUCGGCUCGCCGAAAAUCGUCCUCACUAGCCCCAAGUCUAAAACGACCGGAAACAGGGAUUCUUCCCUCCCGCGCGCGCAGACAUGCGAGUCCGUCGCGAGCGAGAAAAGCAGUUCCGGCGGUUACAAGCGCGCCAUCGAAAUCGUUCAAGACGAUGACGAAAUCACGGUGGUGGUGCGCGGUGACGUCAGCGUGCGCAGCGAAGACUGCUCCUCCACGGACCCCAACACCCCCAGGAGGUUCAUCAUCUCCACCCAGAAACACCCCUGCCAACCCCUCACCCACACCCCCGCCGGCAACAACGGCCACACCCUGGCCAACGACAACACCAACCAGAACAGUAACGGCACGUCCAUGUCGCCCAAGCGUGACGCCGGACUGCCGAAAACCUCCAGCCCGAGUCACUCGACCGGCGGCCGGACCAGUCCGUCCCGCAGUCCGGCGACUAGUCCGACAAAAAC
Messenger RNA from Physella acuta, 2144 nucleotides. RefSeq lists its product as uncharacterized. Gene Ontology annotation, molecular function: protein binding. NCBI's taxonomy places the organism in Eukaryota, Metazoa, Mollusca, Gastropoda, Physidae. The record is from RefSeq and is a predicted model, not a curated record.